CAUUCGCAAUAAUGUUCCUCUUUUCCCAUUUCCUCUUCCAUAUAACGGAGCCUCCUGGCUUUACUUUUCAAACUUGUGUGUGUUUUCACUUUUCAUAUGUAAUAAAAUCUUCAUUACAAAAGCGAAAAGAAGCUGAAAAAUGUUGGAAGGCAUAGCUACGAUAAAAGAAACCGAUAUGCCGGAGAAGAUGCAAACCCAGGCCGUGGAUUACGCUUCUCAAGCGCUUGAUCUCUAUGAUGUUUCUGAUUGCAUCUCGAUUGCUACUCACAUCAAAAAGGAAUUUGACAAGAGAUAUGGAGGAGGAUGGCAAUGUGUGGUGGGUUCAAAGUUUGGGUGCUUCUUUACUCAUACGAGAGGGACUUUUGUUUAUUUUGCUUUGGGGACUCUCAAUUUCCUUAUAUUCAAGGGUUCAUCUUCUUAGAUUUUAAUCUUAUGAACACAAGUCGAGUCUGGGCGGAGGGCCAAAAGGGCGGAGCACAGCAGAGAUGUAAAGAGUAAUAUAAGCUUGCUGCUGCUGCUGCUGCUGUCAAGGGUUGUGUUCAAAUUGAUAAACUCAGUAGUUCAAAUGUCUCUUUAUGCUUGUUUGCAGUGUUCUUGAAACCAAUAAUAUGGUUGAGUUAGACUAAUGUGAAUUAUUCUUUUUUAUUAUGAAUUUGGUUGCUUCUUGGGUUGGUUGUCAUUUUCAGCAA
Hibiscus syriacus is the source of this 689-nucleotide messenger RNA. RefSeq names its product dynein light chain 1, cytoplasmic-like. The transcript is spliced from 2 exons. The record is from RefSeq and is a predicted model, not a curated record. Bases 140 to 421 code for a protein of 93 amino acids. Gene Ontology annotation, biological process: microtubule-based process. Gene Ontology annotation, molecular function: dynein intermediate chain binding; dynein light intermediate chain binding. NCBI's taxonomy places the organism in Eukaryota, Viridiplantae, Streptophyta, Magnoliopsida, Malvales, Malvaceae. Gene Ontology annotation, cellular component: dynein complex.